AUGUUAGAACAAACGUUGAAAAAAAAUAUAAAAAUUCUAUAAGAAUUACUAUUCCACUUAAAUGAAUGGAGGCUCUUUGAAGCACUUUUGACUAUCUAAAGUCUUAAAUAAAUAUAAAUUCAGUCAAUGUUUUGUAAAAUGCAGGCAAGAAACUGAAAAAUUUAAUUAUUGUAUUCAAAGUUGUAUAUUUUUGUUAAUCACUGUAAAUGGCACAGCCUCUUCAUUCCUUGAUUAUUCGUCGUUUUAUUAGCGUAUAUGCGAAAAUAUGGAGAUGAGCAGGUAGAUAUGCUUUUGAGUGAGUGUCAGUGUGUGUUGCUAAGGCGUUGAUGGCGAUUGGAAUUUAUUCAUAAGCACACAGGCACAUACCUACUUAUUUACAUACAAACCUGCAGUUAGUAUAGGCUGAGGCGCUCAUUUAGUCUUAGCGCGCAGCUAAUGAUCAGCGACUUGGCAGUUCGCUCGUUUAUCUUAAAGUCAGUGAAUCGCAUUUAUUCUGUAAUUGAUCGCAAGUCUAGCUGGUUGACAAAUCGGGUUGUGUCGCUAAUACGAACUAUGAAAAGGACGUAGCGUCAUCAGACAUUGAACGGUAUACAUUCAUACAUACAUAUAUACUUGUAUAUCUACAGCACGUCGGUAAAUAUUGCAUACGCCAGCAAACUAUGACAAUCUCACAGCGAUACAAAGUGAGAUGAGUUGAAGCAUUUUUUUUAUUAUCCACUGUGAUUAUCAUAAUGCUGGAUAAAUACAUAAAUCUACUAUUGCCAUGCAGUCUGGGAUUGAUAUGGAUUUGGCUGACUGAUUCAACGGAUGCCUUAAUGAACUACACGGCAAAACCUCGUGUAGUCCUUCCACCUAAUUAUGUCAAGGAAAUGAGACCACCUUCCAAGAAAGGCUCUCCAGUGAUAGUAGACUUUAGCAUAUUUGUUGUAGAUAUUAACUCAAUCAAUGUAGAGGAUAUGGACUUUAGGGUAGAUAUGUUUAUACAUCAACGUUGGAACGAAUCACGGCUCGAAGUCUCCGAUGAUAUAUUCGAGGAGGGCGAUGAUUAUGUGACACUACUUCCAGAAUUCUUCGAUAAUCUUUGGCAACCGGAUCCAUAUUUUUUGAAUUCGAAAAUUGCCGAGAUAGCAACGCUAACGCACAAAUUCACUUCAGUGACUUUAUAUAAAAAUAAAACGGUACGCUAUGCGGCGCGAAUGCAUGCGAUCAUCGCCUGUCAAAUGGAAUUCCAACUCUAUCCGAUGGAUAUACAGGUGUGCCCUAUAUACAUAGAAAGCUUCUCAUCGAAUAAUCAAAAAGUGAAAUUACGUUGGUCCGACUCUGGCGUCACUUUGAAUCCCGAGCUCAAAUUGCUGCAAUACAACCUUGGCCAACCGCUCGAGCUGGAGGAGAGUGACGGCUAUAUGCCCGAGAAGGUUGGCAAUUUUUCACGUCUAACAGUUUAUUUCCGAUUUGAGCGGCAAAUCGGACAUCAUCUCAUACAGACAUUUGCGCCGUCAUCGCUCGUCGUAAUGCUGUCCUGGUUUAGUUUUUGGUUAGGACUCGAUGCCAUACCGGGUCGUGUAACGUUGUUGGUCACAUGCAUGUUAACUUUAGUCACCAUGUUCACCGGUCUUAGAGCGGAUAUACCGCCAGUUGCCUAUGUGAAGGCUCUUGACCUAUGGAUGGCCGGUUGUAUGGUGUCUGUAUUUGCAGCUUUGGCGGAAUUUGUUGUUGUGAAGGUGCUGGAUGUUCAAUACCAGUAUCAAGUGAAUAAAAUACCGAAAGUGUUGCCAAUGCGCAUAAGCAACAUGGAAAAGGGUCAAUGUGCAACGGUGGCCAGCUGGGAAGGCGGUGCUGUGCGUUCACGCAAAUCCACACAAACACCAACAACGCCAGGACAGACUUCACUGCAGGGCAACGGCGGCCCACCGAAGCCGGCGCGUCGACAAAGUCUUCUGUCGGUGGCCUGGACCGACACCGACACGGGUGUGGAGAAGAUAAUGUGGCGCGAAAUCGAUAAAGUAUCACGCGCCGUAUUUCCCAUAUUAUUUUUCGUUUUCGUGCUACUCUAUUGGCCCAUAUUGCUUAUGAAGUCAUCCUAGGAUUUACGGAGUUCCAGAAUACCAAAUUCUGGACUCCGCUGAAACCAUAAUGCCCAUAUACAUAUACUUGUAUGUAUUGCAUCGGCGCACACAAACAAAGCAAAAUAUUUACUUACAUACAUAUGUACACACAUAUAUUUGUAUGCAUUUGUAUUUAGUACGAGAAUAUGAAACAACAAACACAUGCUCGCAAACGCAAAAUAGUAGUUAGUGAAUAUAUGCUACAAAUAAGUAAUGAGUUUUUAGAUGAAUUAACAAAUAAUAUAAUAAACAAAGAACAUAUUUUAAUUGAAAACUUGAAUUUUUAAAGAAGUACCGUUUACUUUUAAAUUGGAAUGUGAAUGCUUUUCUGCGCUGCAUUUUGUGUAAAAUUAAAUACGAAAUAAAUAUGUUGCAUAGUGUAGACGCGAUUUACUCUUUUUUACAUAUGUAUGUAUGCUGAAAUAAUAAAUUGUAUAAAAUUUAUGAAACUAUGUAGAUAAACAUGUAAUAACAGCGCCUUUAA
Molecule: messenger RNA, 2589 nt
Organism: Bactrocera oleae (olive fruit fly)
Lineage: Eukaryota; Metazoa; Arthropoda; Insecta; Diptera; Tephritidae
Gene: alka
Product: glycine receptor subunit alpha alkaliphile
Biological process (GO): nervous system process; chemical synaptic transmission; chloride transmembrane transport
Cellular component (GO): plasma membrane; synapse; neuron projection
Molecular function (GO): chloride channel activity; transmitter-gated monoatomic ion channel activity involved in regulation of postsynaptic membrane potential; transmembrane signaling receptor activity
Source: RefSeq, a predicted model, not a curated record